UUGAACCAACGGGCUUGGCUCGUCAUCAGUACAACAUAAUGAUAACGGCUGGUUUUAAUCCUGCUCAUGAAUGGUUCUUACUAGAGGACAGAACUAUAACGCUUACUUCGUACCAUGAUCGAUAUCUACUGCCGAGUCCGGUUCUGCUCAAUGUUCACGCUGCGAUAUCGAAUAUCCCUGAAGCCACUGGUCGCGGGACACUGGUAUCUAAGACCAUCGAUGAGUAUAGAAAUAACGGCGGUCUUGAAGGAGAUGACACAACGGACGUUGCACGCCUUUUAUCGGUCAGUGGUCUUGUGUUAUUGACGGCUGCUAUGGAUUGAAAGAACGGAAUCAGUAGAUCAAGACCAUGUCAGACAAGUACAGAAUGGUAUAAAUUGCUAUAUAAUCACCUAACACA
This is a messenger RNA of Aspergillus ruber CBS 135680, 400 nucleotides long. RefSeq lists its product as uncharacterized. The transcript has a single exon. Bases 39 to 323 code for a protein of 94 amino acids. The record is from RefSeq and is a predicted model, not a curated record. NCBI's taxonomy places the organism in Eukaryota, Fungi, Ascomycota, Eurotiomycetes, Eurotiales, Aspergillaceae.